This is a messenger RNA of Trichoderma atroviride IMI 206040, 522 nucleotides long. RefSeq lists its product as uncharacterized. NCBI's taxonomy places the organism in Eukaryota, Fungi, Ascomycota, Sordariomycetes, Hypocreales, Hypocreaceae. Gene Ontology annotation, molecular function: carbon-sulfur lyase activity. The record is from RefSeq and is a predicted model, not a curated record.
AUGAGCAACAACGUUCAAUCCAACAAUCUCCCUCUUUCUGGCGUUGCCCGAGAUGGCUGGUCAACCGAGACCGAAGCCACAGCCACCUGCUUCUGCGGAGCUGUGCAAGUGGUAGUUCCCAUUGUAGCUCCAGGCCUGGUCAACACCUUUGUCUGCAACUGCUUCGACUGCCGCAAAGUCACCGCGUCCAUGUUCGCCUCCAACUUCACCAUCGACAACUCCUACCUCAAGUUUGUUCGUGGCGAGGACAACCUCACUCGCUGGGGCAACAACAAGACGCCCACUUCUAGAACCGAAAUGACCAACGGCUUUUGCAAGACCUGCGGCACGCUCAUGUACCGCAGGAGCGAGGUUUUCCCCAACCAGAGCUACAUGAGAAUCGGCACCGUUGACGACUUCAACCUGCACGAAACCAAGCUCAAGCCCGAGGUCGAAAUCUUCACUGAUAACCGUGUGGGCUGGUGGCACGGAGUGGAUGGAGCCAAGGCCAUAUCAGGUGCUCUCACGAGUGCCUCCAAGUGA